AGAGAGAGAGAGAGAGAGAGAGAGAGAGAGAGAUAGCGAAAAACUAGAGAGAUUGUGAGCAUGGAGAUUUUCAGGAAGCGAAGACGACAGAUCGACGAAGAAGAACAACUUGUUUCCCCUGGGUGCUGCCAUAAUCCCAAAAGGGUGAGGCACCAGGGUGAUCAACGUGGGACAUACCACCCUUCAGCUGGGGACCCAGCACUUCAAAAUGAGCCUUGGAACACCUUAGCUCACAUAGGCAUUGGCCUAGAGACCUUCAAGGAGUAUGGGGAAGACGCCUACAUGUACAACAAGAGCCUUGAAGAGAGAUUUAUGGCUUUGAACUUUCUACAAAGUCAGCCAGAAAUCACCUUGGCGUCAUGGUAUGAGUUCACCAGCCUGCUUGUCUUCAUGCACAGACGCCUGAAGUUGGACUUUAGGUCUCUGUGCUUGACUGUCAACCUUCUGGAGCGGUUUCUUGCCUGCACUGCUCCCAUCAAGACCACCGACCUGAACAGAGUAGGAGCCACUUGCUUCAAUAUAGCCUACAAGUUAGUGGAGAAACAGCAAUUCAGCCUAUGGAAUUGCCUAAUACUCUUUGAUGACACCUUUACAAAGAAGGAAAUUAACCAACUGGAGCGAGUCAUCAUUUGCAGAUUGCUUUUUGAACUGGCGGCACCGACCAUCGAUGACUUCUUGGAGCAUUUCACCCUCCAGAGAGUAGCCAGCCAGAAGAAGCCUGUAGCUGUCAAGCAGACAAAAGAAGCCAUUGCCCUGACGGCUGCUAGAGGCAUCGCAGCACUGAGCCUGACCCACCAUCAUGAGUUUUAUACUUAUGCACCCUCCAUGAUGGCUCUGUGCUGCCUGAAAGUAGCCACAAAAUUCUACCCUUCAGGCAAACCAAUAAACGUGGAUCCUGCUGAAUACCCAGACCACAUAAUGGAAGAGUGUGUCGGGAAGAUCAUCGCUCUGAUAUCAUCCAGGCAGAGCUUUUUACACAUGCUGCUUCCAGCAGUGUUUCCAAGAAGAACAGCAGAGGAGACAGAGACAAGCGCCUCCCAGAAAGAACCCGAAGGUGGUGAGGCAAAAACAUCCAGGCAGGAACAGGGUUCUGACCCCUUGGAAAUGGCCCAGGGAUCUGGCCUUUCCAUCUAUCAUCAAGGGGUACGUUUGCAAUACAGGCACCCAUACAUUCCCACAUAUCCAUACUACCACCCUCACAUGCACCCAUACAUUCCUACAUAUCCAUACAACCACCCUCACAUGCACCCAUACAUCCAUCUUAUUCUGCUUCUUUCAAGCCUGCAACUAAAAUACUACCUGAUUGCCAGGGGUCACUAA
Molecule: messenger RNA, 1320 nt
Organism: Xenopus laevis (African clawed frog)
Lineage: Eukaryota; Metazoa; Chordata; Amphibia; Anura; Pipidae
Product: cyclin-O protein B-like
Exons: 3
Coding region: 61-1320 (419 amino acids)
Source: RefSeq, a predicted model, not a curated record